This is a messenger RNA of Maudiozyma barnettii, 1308 nucleotides long. RefSeq names its product single-stranded telomeric DNA-binding/mRNA-binding protein (gene GBP2). The transcript has a single exon. Lineage: Eukaryota; Fungi; Ascomycota; Saccharomycetes; Saccharomycetales; Saccharomycetaceae. Gene Ontology annotation, molecular function: mRNA binding. The record is from RefSeq and is a predicted model, not a curated record. Gene Ontology annotation, cellular component: ribonucleoprotein complex; cytoplasm; nucleus. The coding region runs from base 1 to 1308 and encodes 435 amino acids.
AUGGACCAAGCAUUAGGAGACUACAAUAAUGCUGCUAACCAGCGUAGCAGAUCCAGAUCUCCUUCUCGUCGUCGUAUGAGUUUUGACUAUAGUGAUGCGCAAGGAAGUUUUGGUGGUAGACCAAGACGUGCAAGAAGAGGUGGUAGAAGAGACUUUGGUGGCCGUAGUGGCCGUGGUGGCCGUGGCAGUCGUGGCGGUUUUGAAUAUGGUCCAAGUCGUGACUCCUUCAGGGAUAUGCCAGCUAGGCGUGAAAUGAUGCCAGAGAGAAUCUAUGAUAACAGUAUUUUUAUAGGUAAUUUAUCAUUUGAUUGUACUGAAGAUGACCUGAGAGAUUUCUUUCAACCAGUAGGUGAAAUUGUUAGCACUGAAAUUAUUCGAAGAAGGGGACGCCAUAAAGGUAUGGGUACUGUAGAAUUCACAAAUACAGCUGCCGUAGACGAAGCAAUUAAUAGAUUCAAUAAUGUUAACUUCAUGGGUCGUGAUUUGUUUAUCAAACAGGAUCAGCCUCCUCCAAAUAAACGCGCUGAACCUUUAAGCAUUCAUGAAAGAAUUCAACCUAAUGAUGCAUACGAAGGUAGUAAUAACUAUGAUCCAUACUACGGUAACCAAGACUAUGGUUUUGCACCUCCACCUCCACGUCAACAACCACAACAACGUUCACCUUCUUUCGAAGUGUUCAUCAUUAAUUUGCCAUAUUCCUUCUCAUGGCAAGAUCUGAAGGAUUUGUUCAGAGAGUGUGGUAACGUUCAAAGAGCAGAUAUCGAAUUGGAUUACAAUGGGUACUCCAAGGGUUUCGGUAAUGUUUUUUACGCAACAGAAGAAGAAAUGUUUAGAGCAAUUGAUACUUUCAACGGUUAUAAUUUACAAGGUAGAAUACUUGAAGUAAGAGAAGGGCGUUCGAACCGUCAAUUUAGAGAACCACGUCGUGAAUCUUACCACGAACCAAAUGACAGAUUAAUAUAUGAUGAACAAGUUCCACCGGAGAAUAUGAAUGAAAAUAUAUUACCUGUAGAACCUGCUCCAUCUACAUUCUCUGAGGGUGUCGUAGGAAAUGGUGAAAGGAACAGUUUAGUUUACUGUACAGGCCUACCACUUUCAACCUCGGUUAAUGACCUGUAUGAAUUAUUUGAAAGUCUUGGUAGAGUGCACCAUGCUGAAUUGACAUAUGAUUCCAACGGGGCACCAACUGGUACUGCUGUGGUUGAUUAUGAAGACAUUAGUUCCGCAGACCUAUGUGUCAGUAAACUAAAUAAUUAUAACUAUGGUGGUCAAGACUUAUCUGUCUCAUUCGCACAACGUACAAAUUAA